Molecule: messenger RNA, 914 nt
Organism: Vitrella brassicaformis
Lineage: Eukaryota; Vitrellaceae
Source: the annotation of a GenBank genome assembly
GGCCAUCUCCUGCUGUCGCGUGCGUCGCUCCCAUGAGAUCUCGUUCACUCACAGUGUCGCGGUGAACGAUCUCUCUUCCACUCCAUCCACCUCGAUCGGCAUCAGAGAAAACAGCGGCGAACGGAAGAGCAACCAAACAAACAAGCCACUCACUCAACACAAGACACAAAAGCAGCUGUCUGCCUGCCUGCGGCCCCCGCUGCCCCAGCCCGGUCAGUCAGUCAGUCAAGUCAGAAAACUCACUCAUCACUUGUUUACUUAUUGUUGAUCUCGACCUUGCCCGUGAGGUCGUACAUCUGUUUCUUCCACCCCGUCAGCUGAUCGGCCGCCUGCCUGGCCUCAAUCAUGAGCUGCUGAUGGUCCUUCUUGAGCGGGUUGAGCAGCCUGUGGCUUCGGAUGUGGUGGCCCACCUUCCAGCUCGCCGCGUACUGCUGCAUCCUCUCCCGCACCCGCACCGGCUCCAGGUAGAGCAGGUGCACCAGCAUGUAGAUGAGCGAAAACUCGGCGAACAGCUGCAGCGUCUCGGCGUUGUGGUCCGCCUCGCCCACCUGCUUGAACAGCUUCUCGAAAUAGUCGCCCCACAGAAACACGAUGUUCUCGCCCAGCGGAUUCGACCCCGCGCCGGGCGGCGCAAUGAGAAUCGGGCCGCCCAUCGCCGCGACACCGGUUAGGCCAACGCCGCCCUGGGCAGUGAGAUCACCAUGAGGUAGAUCUUGCUGCAGGCCGUCUGCUGUGCGUAGGGCGGCAGGUGUGGCGCUGUCGAUGCCGUGAAAUGAGGCCGAGAGGGGACGGGCUGAGGGGGGAGGGGUGGACAGCGACGUGAAGAAGCGGCAUGAAGCGCCUGCAGCACGGAGGCGGGGAACAGAGGAACGCAGCAGACGCUGCGACAACAUCGUCAUCCGCUUCACCUCCCG